Drosophila innubila is the source of this 2718-nucleotide messenger RNA. It is a transcript of the gene l(2)41Ab, whose product is annotated as coiled-coil domain-containing protein 40. Gene Ontology annotation, cellular component: cytoplasm. The record is from RefSeq and is a predicted model, not a curated record. The transcript has 6 exons. NCBI's taxonomy places the organism in Eukaryota, Metazoa, Arthropoda, Insecta, Diptera, Drosophilidae. The coding region runs from base 1 to 2676 and encodes 891 amino acids. Gene Ontology annotation, biological process: axoneme assembly.
AUGGAUAACAACGAAGAUUUAGAGACAUGCGAUUUUGCGAAUAUUUCGGAUAUUACUCCAGAAGCAGCUCUGGAACCAGAGGAAAUGGGAAUCCUUCCACCAAAUCAUCCCCUCUUAAGGAAGUUCCAACAAUCAUUAAAGGAACAUCUAUUGCGUACAAAGCAUAAGCUAGAAAAUGAGAUAACGGACAUUAAAUAUCAAGUUAAGGCCAAGGAAGAACGCAGAGAGGAACAGGGAUUGGCAUUAUAUGAUAUGCAAAAUAAAAUUGGUUACCAAGAGCAACAGAUCAAGGAAAUAUCAUCUCAAAUUGAUGAGCAUAUUGAAAAGCGUCAAAAGGAAGAAGCCGCUGUGGAAAUCAUUAAAAAGGAAUAUGAAGAAAAAAUCAAGCUCACAAGAGCACAAAAAUCGCUAUAUAACACCCGAAUGAUGGAAUUAGAAGAUCUGCAAAGUCUGGGAAGUAACAUACGAAAAUGGGCCUACGAUGUGGAAGAUGAGGUUAAGAAUGCAAAGCGUAUUGUCAGCAGAGAUGCACAAUUGCAGAAGCAACUGUCGGAGGAAAAGAGAAAAUCUGAUAUUCUCUUUUAUCGUUUGGAUAUGGAAGUCAAGAAAAAGGAAGCUGAGCUAGAGUCAAUUAUCGAAGAUGAGGCUGCAAUAAAAGAGGUGGUAAAUGUACUUAAUAUGAGCAUUUCAGAUGCAAAUACCGACUUGGAAGCACUUCAAAAUGAGCACAAGAGAUUGGUACAAGCCUGGAGUGAGGUUAUCAUAGCGAUUCAACUCAGAGAUAAAAUUCUAUUUCAAGUUCAAGACAACAUUCGAAAGCAAAAGGAGUCUAUAAAACUGAAUUCCAAUGGAAUAGAAGCUGUAAAAAAGCAAAUUGCACGAGAGAUGGAACUAAAUAAAAAACUUGAAGCAUUCAGACAAAGAAUGACUGAUGACAUGAACACUCUUAGUCGAGACUGUCAACGUGAAGUCGAAACACUUAUGGGGCUGCAAACAAAACUCGAUGAAUUUCCAGAAUUCUUAUCGCGAACUGAAACUGAUUUACAAGAAGCCACGCGUGAAGGAACAAAAUUACUUUCAGAAAUUCGUCGACUUGACUUUACAUUGGAUAAGAAUCAUCAGAAGAAAUUUAAAACUGAAGAAGCUAUACUAAAGCUUGCUCAAGACCAUCUUAUUACUGACAAAGCUAGUGCCUAUCGCUUAAAAUUAUUGAAUAAAGCACAAGAACAACGCCGAACCGUUGACUUAUCUCUAUCGAAAGUUCAAAAUCAGUUAGCUCUGGCAAUGCUUGAUGUUGAACAAUUGCGAAGCAAACUCUUCAAAUCAAGAAGUGAGAAUGAUAAUGUAAAAGAGAGUCUUAACAAAGCGGAAGAUAAGUCCAAUUCUUAUGAAGACGACCUCAGGAAAAUGCAAACUAAAAUUGAAAUCAAAAUGAAACGAUUUGAAAAGUUAAAUAGUCAAAUAGAAGAGAUCCAAAGUGCAUAUGGAGAAGAUACUGGAAGUCCAACCGAAUUAAAGAUUAAACAAAUAGAGAAAUCUAUUCAUGUCGGCGAGCAUCAAAUUAGGGAACAUCAACAGUUUUGGAUAAUGCUUCAGAACCAUUAUGUCAAUUUGACCCAUAAAAGAAGUGAGCAGUUACAUGAAAUUCAGGUGACUCGGAAACAAUUGUCAAUCAUUAAGCAGAAGUCGCUUAAAGUGGAUCAACAGCUAGAGAUGUCGGAAAAUAAGACAAGGGAUCUAAAACUAGAUAUUCAGAAAUACACUUCAAAACUGGAACUUCUCAACGAGAAAAUAUACAAUAAACGGAAGCAUCAUGAUGUAGAAGAAAGUGAAUACGAGCACGAACAAGCUGAACUUAGUCAAAAACUCAAGGAUACCGAAAUCAGCACAUUAAAGUUGGAAAAAGACAUUAAUGAUUUGCAAAAUGAAAUAGAAUUAAACAAGGAUUUGGUUCUUGACAACCACAGAGAAGCUUUGUCCUGGGAAACAAAACACAAACUGAUCGAGGAAACAAUUGAUUGGACUAAAACCGAGAAAUCAUUAAAUGGAGAAAUUGGUGCAAUGAAAAUAGAAAUUCAUAGAAUGAAUAUUCGUUUCAGUCAAUUGAAGCGUGCACAGGAGAAAUUAGUUCAAGACUUGGAACAUUGUGUAAUGCAUCGCGAACAAAUCUUUGUAAAUGCAACAGUCAAAGAACAUAUUGAUGCAAAGAAAAAAAAAUUUAAGAACCCAUCACAGGCCCUGGUUAAACUCGAAGAACUACGUAAUAAAACAAAGGUCAUUCAAAAUGAGAUAGUAUUUCUAUCCGAAAAGCGUUCAGUUGAUUCUGUCAGCAAUAUAGAGCGUAUGAUGUACCUGCUUCGAAAGAUUCAAAAUGAUCUUACGGAAGUUACAAACAAAGAUGCCAGCAUCCAAGCUCAAAUUGAGGAUGGUAUUCUAUCGAAACAUGCAAAUCUAGAACAAAUCAUUCGCAAACAAAAUCGCGCAAAGGCAUUCCGUAAACUAAGCAGCUCAAAGGGACAACAGAAAAUUGUGAGACCAGAAAACGUCAUUCAACAACAGUUUGAUAGCCAAAUUGAAAUGAACGACACUCUGAUGGAAAUUAUUCAGACUUUAGCAAACGAUUAUCCCGAAAAGAAAUCAUUCUUCACGAAAAUUGUUCACUUUUUAAAAGAGUAAAUUCUAAAAAUUAAUAAAUAUGUCAUUCUUGAAAUCUUGUUA